GGCAUUCAGUUAUAUUUUAUCCUCCACUACACAAUAAGCAUGCAAAUAGUUAGCUAGCUAUGUUACUUCAGCUGCAUUGCAAGGCAAGCUUACACAAUUGUGCAUUCAAUUUGCAGUAAAUGCUUUAGCUAGUUUGAUUCUCCACUGUUUCACAAGAUGACGGUCUUUUUUUCAAAUAAUGGAGUUUGAUAUGACUGAAAAACAAUGUCUCAGAGAUUCAUACCUGAACCGCACCAAGGAAGAGUACAUAAUCAGUGAAUACAUUCAAAUGUACAGGCUACAAUGUGGGAAUCCCAUGUGUGGUAAUAACUACAGUAUAUAGGACUUGCAUCCUUGGCACAAUAAAGUUAUUACAUUCUACUCAAUCCAUAGGCUUCAUUAAUGUCAUUCGGACAUGAAGUUGAUACAACAACUAUGAUAGCUGAGGUUCAUAGUUUUGUAUGAAUAUUAGUUCAGAACCUAACGUUUUAGGGUCCAUACACAGAUUGGCUACAUACUGUAGCUAGCUACACAUCCAUUGGCAUUCAGUUAUAUUUUAUCCUCCACUACACAAUAAGCAUGCAAAUAGUUAGCUAGCUAUGUUACUUCAGCUGCAUUGCAAGGCAAGCUUACACAAUUGUGCAUUCAAUUUGCAGUAAAUGCUUUAGCUAGUUUGAUUCUCCACUGUUUCACAAGAUGACGGCCUGGUUUGCUGGUUUUCUCAAGAGUCCCUAAAACAUUAAACAAGACAAAUUACAAAUUCAUUCUCCUGUCAUAAUACUAUCUAGCUAGCUGGCAAAUGUUAGCUAGUCAUAACUUGCUAAAUAGCGAUUAGCGAACUCCCCCUUGUGGUGGUCUGGAGCAAUGUAACCUUACCUCUAAGUCCCACGGUGCAAGCUCGCAACUUUUAAAGUAGGAACCACUCCAAAAUUAAGGAAAUCUUUGACUAUGUACAGACACCGUGAGCAUAGCCUUGCUAUUGAGAAAGGCCACCGAAAGCAGACCUGGCUCUCAAAAUGAGGUGGAAUCUGAGCUGCACUUCCUAACCUCCUGCCAAAUGUAGGACCAUAUUAGAGACACAUAUUUCUAUCAGAUUACGCAGACCCACAAAGAAUUCAAAAACAAAUCCAAUUUUGAUAAACUCCCAUAUCUAUUGGGUGAAAUACUAGUGUGCAAUCACAGCAUCAAUAUUUGCGACCUGUUGCCACGAGAAAAGGGCAACCAGUGAAGAACAAACACCAUUGUAAAUACAACUUGCAUUUAUGUUUAUUUAUUUUCCCUUUCGUACUUUAACUAUUUGCACAUCAUUACAUCACUGUAUGUAUACAAAAUAUUUUGAACUUUUUGAAGUGUAAUGUUUACUGUACAUUUUGUUUUGUUUUUUCCACGUUUGUUUAUCUAUUUCACUUGCUUUGGCAUUGUAAACAUACGUUUCCUAUGCCAAUAAAUCCCUCGAACUGAAUUAGAGAGAGAGACUGAGUGACUGAGUUUUAGGUGAGAAUCUGAAGUUAGUAACAGGAAAUGAGAUAUAAGCAUUGAGAGAGGGUGACCAAGUUAAAGGGAAGUGUUUAUGUCUGAUAAUAGUGAAAGAUGGAUCUAACAAUAGAUAAUACCCAACAUAUGUCCUCUGUCAAUCUAUCUGUUCACAGGCUCAAUGGAACCAGCAAUCAUCCACACAGACAGUGUUGGCUAUACCCUGAUUUUGUUGUCACACAAGUCAAACCCUGGCUCUACCUGGCCCUGUCACUCCUGGGUUUCCUAGCCAACAGCCUGACCCUGCAUGAACUCUGGAGGUCGGUGUGGACCCCCACCAUCAUCCUGACCCUCAACAUGGUGACCUCUGACCUCUUGCUGUGCACCAGCUUCCUGUUCCGGGUGGUAUACUACCGGAGGGGUCACAUCUGGUCUGGAGGGGACAAGGUGCGGCCUCGCCCUGCCCUCCUUACUCUCCUCACCAGGUCCAGAGGAUGCUGGGUACUCUGCCUCAUCACCUGGGUAACUGUGGCAACGGUGGUGAGUGCCAGUGUGGUACUUCAGAUCGGAAGAGGAGGAGACAGCUUCUUUGACAUGUUGGAGAAUCACCACAGAGAAGAGUUCAACAACCAACACUGCCUGAGGGUGGUGCUGUUUUUCACGAUUCUCACCUUUAUUCUGGUCGGCUAUGGGGGACUAGUGUUGCAUCUACAGAGUGUCAGGGGGGCCAGGAACAAACACACCAGUGAAGGAGGGGUGACGGAGGUGGUUGAGUUGCGGGGUGGAAGAGGGGUGUGUGGUGUGUUUAGGGGAGGGGGAGGGCAGGGGGAGAACAGACGGGGUGUAGACUUGGGGGUGCAUUCAGGGGCAGAAGAGAGGCAGGGGGUGAAGGGUGGUAGCCUGAGGGUACGAAGGAAGAUCCUGGCAGCGGUUGUGGUGUUUGUGGCGUGUUUCCUUCCCUACCAUGUCCAGCGUGCAGUGACCCUGCUCUCACCACACGGGGGCGACUGUGAGAAGGGGAAAACAUGA
Messenger RNA from Oncorhynchus nerka (sockeye salmon), 2481 nucleotides. RefSeq lists its product as uncharacterized. Gene Ontology annotation, biological process: G protein-coupled receptor signaling pathway. Gene Ontology annotation, molecular function: G protein-coupled receptor activity. The transcript has 3 exons. Bases 1570 to 2481 code for a protein of 303 amino acids. The record is from RefSeq and is a predicted model, not a curated record. Lineage: Eukaryota; Metazoa; Chordata; Actinopteri; Salmoniformes; Salmonidae. Gene Ontology annotation, cellular component: plasma membrane.